Molecule: messenger RNA, 1593 nt
Organism: Gadus chalcogrammus (walleye pollock)
Lineage: Eukaryota; Metazoa; Chordata; Actinopteri; Gadiformes; Gadidae
Product: calcium homeostasis modulator protein 2-like
Exons: 2
Coding region: 360-1322 (320 amino acids)
Molecular function (GO): monoatomic cation channel activity
Source: RefSeq, a predicted model, not a curated record
GUCUUUCCCACGCCUCUUUGUCUAUAUGUAGCUGAGAGUCGACUGGAGAAGAACUCCACAAGAGAACUGAAUGGGUGUAUUCAUAAAACCUUCCUCCCAACGGCACACUGCCUUUUGCACAAAAACAACCAGUGUCUUUAUUUUCUAAAAAUGAACCAAACCCAAAGACCAGACUGAAGACGACCCCACGUUCUUCUUCUCUCACCCCUACAAAAGCCUGAAUCAGCUUGACCACCUGAAGAGCCUUCACACCCCAGCCUCAACCCUCCAUCAUCCUCUGUCCUCUACACACCACCGUCUACCCUCCGUCCUCCGGCAUCCUCCGUCCUCCACCCUCCAACCCUCCACCCGGAUCCAAGAUGGCGGCGGCGGCACUGGUCACGGAGAACUUCAAGUUCGUCUCGCUCUUCUUCAAGAGCAAGGACGUGAUGAUCUUCAACGGGCUGAUCGCGUUGGGCACCGUGGCCAGCCAGACAGCAUACAACGUGUUCGCCUUCAGCUGCCCCUGCUCCCCUGAGAGGAACCACCGCUACGGGCUGGCCGCCAUCGGAGUUCCCGCCCUGGUCUUCUUCCUCCUGGGGGUCAUGAUGAACCGCAGCACCUGGGACCUGCUGUCGGAAUGCCGCCUCAGGCGCUGCCGAAGGCUGGCCGCGGUGUCCGUGUUCGCCGUGACGGGGAACAUCCUGGGCCGCGCGGCCAUCGCCCCGGUCACCUGGGUGGUGAUCUCGCUGCUGCAGGGGGAGGCGUACCUGUGCGCGCUCAGCGAGUUCGUCGACCCGGACACGCUGGAGGAGUUUCCGAAAGAGGGGCGCAACGUCAUCCAGCUGAUGGCCAAGUUCCCUUGCAGAGGAACAGUUCCCAGCGAGCUCCUGCCCUUCUGGGAGGAGAUCGAGCGACGACUGAAGUACGAGUCUCAGCUGCUGGGCUGGCUGAUUGUGGCGGCCAUGGCAGUGGUGGUCUUCCUGAUGCUGUGCGCCAAGCGCUGCUGCUCUCCCUUCGGCUCCCAGCAGGAGGAGUACUGGAGCCGCUUCCACGCCAGCGAGCAGGACCUUUUCAAACGCACGGCGGCCGUGCACGCCAACCUGGUUGCCGCCGAGAACGUCAAGAGCUUCUUCGGCUUCGUGGCGUUGGACGACGAGGAGAAGGCGCAGGUGGAGGAGCACGCCGGAGCCUCCACGCCCGUCCAGAGCGAGGACUGGAACCGCGUGGCGGGGGUCUACCUGUACCGGGAGAACGGCGGGGUGCCGCUGUACAGCCGCUUACACAAGUGGGCUCGGUACCAUGUGGAUAACAACACAGAGGGCAUGGAGAAGCUCAGCUGAUUUAGAUAAAAGCUCACACUCUAUGAUGCGAUCUGACACUUUGUAUGUCCCCCGAUAAGGAGGGGGAGCUGCGAUGGACUGGCGUGCGCACAACCUUCAUACGAGUAGGCUUAGAUUAAAUUUCCACAACCUGGAGUUGUGAUGUAACAAUACAAUGUAAUGUUUCUCAGGUGCAUUUUUUGUAAAAAUGAAAUCAAGGUUAAAAACGAUGCAACCUGUAAACCUCCAUGUUGUGCAUUUUUAUAAAUUCGAUCAGUUAAUUUGGGUUCUG